AUUUCGGUCCGACCUGCUUUAAACACGAUAGAUUGAAACCUCUCUCUCUCUCUUUGUUUUGGCCCUACACACACCAACACGAAACAACAGGAAGAUAAGAACCGGGCCCGUCGUUCCUUUUUUUUUCUUCUUCUUUCUCUUUCUCUUUCUCUUUCUUUUCUCUCUCUCUCCACACGCACACACUAUGGAUCGAUUAAGAUGGAUUCCUCUGCCCAGGACACAAAGCACACUGUCGGAUUUCAUGCGACAGACAGAUAAUGCAUCGUUUGAUAGAGACUGGAAACAGUUGCGUUUUGCUCCUUGGCGAUUUUUCUAUCUGGAUUAUCAUCACCACCUACAACAAGAGGGCCAAACUAUGGAGCAAUGGCUUGUAUCUGAAUGGAUCAAAGUCUACGAGUUUUACAUGUUAAAGAAGGGUGAAAUUGAGCGUCGAGUAUCGGGAGGCGACCCUAAAGAAAUACCCACCUUACAGAGCGACAUUCAACAACUGUACCAUUUUAGCAAAUUAAAUUAUUGUGGCUUUUUACGUUUAUUCAUGCAAUACCAUCGGCUCUUCGGAUCAGGUCCUCCACCCACAGACGCCCUGCGUCGAUUGAUGAUGGACAGACCUUUUUGGGAUACCUCUUCACACUUCUUUUCAAUGCUCGUACCUUUCAAUCGGCUUUGCAUCCAUUCCACCGCGCUCCCCAGCUGUGAUUCUUCCAAGAGAUCACUCGACACCAUCGUCACUGCAACACAUGAGUCCUCCGUGAAAAAGUAUUGGCUACAUUCAGAUCAUGUUAUCGAACUCUAUCUGCUCUUAUCCACACACGGAUUACAGAUUCAAGACAAUAACGCCAUCAAUACCGCUACAGAUGAAAUAGGCCAUCCACAGGGCUUCAAAUCAACGAAUGACAUACAUCCGUCAUCAAUCGUUCCUCAUUCAGGUCGACUGAAAAUAUCCACAACGUACCUGGAUUCACCAGAUUUGAACGAUUACACCGACCGAUUAGUAGGUCAAUCAGAUACAUUGUCGUGCACAAAGUCCAUACGUACAAGGACCUAUGAUAAUGUACCUUAUGCUUCGUUAGAACAAAAGAUGUACUAUCAUCAACAACACCAUCGAAAAAAGAAGGGUAAAGAACCUGAAUGUUGUGGUACCUUAACUACCUUGGCUUGGAUACAACAACGUGUUUGGUUGAAACAAAAACAUCUUGCUUCCUUGUUCCGUGCUGAGUACUCGCUUUCCAAUUUACUAGAUAAACCUUCCUGUCUUUAUCGAACCGAUGGUCUCUUAGUGACCGAAAAGGACGUUUGUCGCAUGAAGCAAACGUCUUUACAUAUGCAAGAACAGGUCCAUCACAAGAUUAAAAUCCCUGUAUUAAAAACAAGUCAGUAUCGAACCGUGUUUGCCAACAAGGAUAUCACAGUGACGAUUGACACAGACAUUUCAUUUACACGUCCACACCAACCCGAAUCCAAUCGAUUUCCUUAUUGCGUAGUACAAAUUCAGCACAGUCAAACCCCAACUUGGUUAUCGGAACUAGAAGCAUCACGUCUUUUAGAACCCGUGCAUGAUUUCUCUCUUUAUCUCCAUGGUAUCAGUAUUCUUCAUCGUGUUCACGUGUACCCACCUUGGCAAUCGAAAUUCACUUCAUCCGAUAUUCGAUAUCCACGUCAUCGAGGCAGUCUUUUAUCCCUCAACAAAACAAAGGAUCAGGUGACCAACGCCACCACACCUCCUGUCAGUUGGAGUUCGGAUACCAUUGUCACAUUGGACGAGGAUACGCUUUCUUCUUCCUCUUCCACAUGUUCCUCUUUACUCAGUCCAACAGUGAACAAACAAGGUCAAUUACGUCGUUCGUUUGAUUCUUAUUGCAGUUUUGAUCAUCCCACCUCUUCCAAAUCUGACCCGACCAAUUGCAAGAGCUGUCAAACCAAGCUUAACCCUCAUCCGCCAUUCUAUGGUACCUCUCAUCCUAAAAAACCGACAAACCGUACAUCCGCCAGAGGAGAUAUUACCUUUUUCUCCGUUCUCAAGAACGCAUGUUUAUCUACCUUCCACAAGAAGGGUGAAAAAACCUCGUUGUUACCCCAAUAUCAUACACACACUGGCAUUUCACGUCCUACCAUCAUCACUUUGACCUGUGUAUUUACCUCCUUUGUGAUUUCAUAUUUACUUUAUCUAUUCAUCCUUAAAAUCAAAUAAUAAAAAACAAU
Mucor mucedo is the source of this 2199-nucleotide messenger RNA. RefSeq names its product VTC domain-containing protein. Lineage: Eukaryota; Fungi; Mucoromycota; Mucoromycetes; Mucorales; Mucoraceae. Bases 185 to 2188 code for a protein of 667 amino acids. The record is from RefSeq and is a predicted model, not a curated record. The transcript has 3 exons.